Patiria miniata (bat star) is the source of this 3226-nucleotide messenger RNA. Its product is annotated as cytochrome P450 3A24-like. Gene Ontology annotation, molecular function: oxidoreductase activity, acting on paired donors, with incorporation or reduction of molecular oxygen; heme binding; steroid hydroxylase activity. The transcript is spliced from 13 exons. The coding region runs from base 1 to 1545 and encodes 514 amino acids. The record is from RefSeq and is a predicted model, not a curated record. Lineage: Eukaryota; Metazoa; Echinodermata; Asteroidea; Valvatida; Asterinidae.
AUGGAGCUGUUUGGGCUAGACGUGUCUGUGACGUGGACGUUGGUUAUUGGCGUGCUGCUUUUGUUAGCAUGGUAUGAUUGGUGGCGUCAUCAUUAUUUUCAGAGACUAGGCAUCCCUGUGGCUGACUACGUUCCCAUCUUUGGGAAUGCACUGCAGUGGCGUCGUGGACUCCAGACGACUUUCACCGAUUAUGUUAAGAAGUACGGAAGAGUUGUCGGUACGUACGAUUUCCAUCGGCCAGUCCUGAUAAUCACUGACCCUGAUCUUCUGAAGAACAUCCUGGUCAAGAAUUUCUCGAGUUUCAACAAUCGAAGGAGGAUCGGGAUGUCUCAGAAACCUUUAAGCAGGGCCUUGACUGAUCUUGUGAAUGAGGAAUGGAAAGAGAUACGCAGCGUCAUCACUCCGUCAUUCAGUGCCUCCAAAAUGAGAAAGAUGUCUCCAUUGAUCAAUGAGUGUUGUGAUACUCUGCUGGCGAGUAUCGGUAAAGCGCGAGAGGGAGACAUGUCCAUCGACUUUAUGGUUGUGUCCGGGGCAUACACCAUGGACGUCAUCGCCAAGUGCGGUUUUGGUCUCGAGGUUGACUCUCAGGGGAGCAAGGAUGAUCCGUUCGUCAAGAACGCAAAGAAGUUUUUCGAGUUCAGCAGGCUGAGUCCGAAAGUCCUAAUUUUGAGUCUUUUUCCGUUCAUGGGGCGUGUAUUUACCUUUUUGAACAUAUCUUUGUUUGCACCUGACGCCCUCAAGUUUUUCAUGGACGUGACGGAGGCCGCGUGCAAAAUGCGAACGGCAGAGGGCGAACAGGCCUCCCAGCGCGUUGAUCUUCUUCAGUUGAUGCUGAAUGCUCACAAUGACCCCGAGGUUGAUCAGGAAGACACGCCCUCUUCAGACAAAGCCAAAGGAAAGGGCGUGGUCCAACGCAAGCCCUUGUCGACAGAGGAUGUCAUGGCGCAGUCGCUCAUCUUUUUCCUGGCUGGUUACGACACCAGCACCGCGAUGCUGAGCUUAACUGCCUACCUGCUGGCUACCAACCAAGACGCACAAGAGAAACUACACGCUGAGAUUGACAACCUCGCUCCCACGCGAGACAACCUUGGCUAUGACGUCAUCGCCAAGAUGGAGUACCUGGACAUGGUGAUCAAUGAAUCACUGCGCAUGUAUCCCCCAACAGUCGUGUUUGAUCGUAUGUGCAACGAUACCAUCACCUAUAAGGGCCUUGUCAUUGAAAAGGGUGUUGGAGUGCUGGUCAGUGUCUGGACUAUGCAUUACGACGAGGAAUACUGGACCAAUCCGACCACGUUUGACCCCGAGAGAUUCAGCCCUGAGAACAAGGCCUCCAUCAAACCAUGCAGUUUCCAAACGUUUGGCUUCGGUCCUCGUAACUGCAUCGGUAUGCGCUUUGCCUUGCUGGAAGCCAAGAUGGCGCUGGUCCGUGUACUGCAGCAGUAUCGCUUCGAUGUCUGCUCGGAAACCGAGAUCCCACCAACUCUUGGUAAGAGAGGUCACCUUGCACCCAAGAAUAUAAUCUUGAACGCCAUCCCACGGAAAUAAAUCCUGAAAUAAAUGCCCACGGCCCUUUUAUCUUGUCUAAAUCUUAUACAGCUAGGGUUUUUUUUAAUUUAAUUUGAUUGUAUUUCUAUAUUCUGGCCAAUAAGGUAAAUUGGCAUAUCCACCUUUAUCUAUUGAGUUCCACAAGGCAAUUUUAUUCUGGUAGUUUUAAAAAGUAGUCAUUUUUGCUGCAUGCUUAAAAAUUUCGUCACUCGCGAAAUAUGUGGGUGAUUUCAUGUGGUCCGCGCACAGUCUACAUCAUUAACACUGAGCAUGUGAUACAUUACGAUCAUUGUGCGGCUCCUUUUUCUAGAUCACAAUUAUUAUAAGUGAUGUGUAAACUAGUGAGUGGUAUUGCUAUUCACCACUAGACUGGUCCCCAUUCCUCUUUCCAACGUAGGCUUGUACAGAGUGAAGCGAUAAGGAACCAGUUUUUAUUCGUUCUCGUUAGGCUGCGCAGUGCUCCCUUCCUAUCUGUUCACACAAAAAGCUAUAUACCACAUCGUCGGGUCAAAGCAGAAAGGGCUUAUACCAUGCUUUAGGUCCAUUUUUGUUUUUUGAUGGUAACUGUUUACUUUCAGUACAGUCUUUAUCCCAAAGAGGUUUUAUGUUAAUUAUUCAUCCAAUUAAGGAGUAAUUAAGAAAUUUUAAAAGGACUUAUACUGAUCUUGGCAUACAACUGGGAGCAAAAAGGCCUUAUAAGCUCAUAAGCCUUUUUCCCUUUAAACAGGCAGUCAUUACAGGGCCUUAAAAACUAAUACAAUCAGUAAGGCAAAGACCUUCUGUUUGAUGUUGGGAAAUGCAAAAAGGGCUUAAGAGCUUGUAGGACCUUUUUGCACGCACCCUUUUGUCCUUUUGUCAUUUCUUUCAGUGUGGAAGCACCAAAAGGUCUUACUUUUUUUAAUUAGCUGUAAUUAAAUAAUUAAGUUACAAAUAUGGCAAGUAAUACUUAACUGUUAAGUUAAAGAACCCCCUUUAACAAUAUGCAUAAUUUAAACUAUUUAAAUAACAUUUUGCAAUUUUCAAAGCAGUGUGAAUCUUCAAACUCGAUUAUCUUGAAAUACUGGAAAAUGCUGAAUAGGGCUUAUAAGUCCUUUCUGCUUUGACCCGACGACAUAACUUCCAGUCUGUUACUUAAUUCACUUUUCAUUAAGUGCUUUUAUGAAACCUUAAUACUUGCUUUGCUCAAACCGCUGAUUUAAUGUAGGCCUACACUAAUUUUUGACCCUAUACAAUAUCUUAUGAUUUAGUUUAUGUCAAAAUAUUUUAAUCAAGAAUUCUAAAUUUAAUUAUAUUCAGAAGUAAAUCUAAGCUGUAAAUAUAAACUAUUCAAGAUUAGGUCUGAUUAUGACAGCAAAAACGAAGGAUAUUUGUUGAUUGAAAAGUGAAUUCAAAUAAUGCUUUUCAACGAAGAAACCCUCUAAUAUGCGUAUCGACAUGAUUGGACCGAAGUCCAUAUCUCCACCAUUGCAUCUAUCGCUUAAAACAACUUCGAUCAGUUUUGGCAAACACUUGGACAUCAUUAAAACAGCAGCGUACAUGCUGGAGUGUUUGGAUCAAUUCAGUGUGCUAUAAAUACCUUGUAUCGCGACAUCAUAUUAUAGCACUAUCCUGCAGGUAUAUGUGUUCAUUUUUUUUUUUAAAUGUAGCAAUGUAGGAGUGCGUGAUUUAACGGAAGACUGCA